AUGGCCGCCUCCACCAUGUCUGUCUGCUCUGACGCUUGCACCAACUCCUCCUGGCAGGUGGAUGACUGCCCAGAGAGCUGCUGUGAGCCCUGUGGCUGUGUCCCCAGCUGCUGCCAGCCCAGCUGCUGUGUUCCUUGCUGUGUCCCCAGCUGUUGCCAGUCCAGCUGCUGUGCCCCCAGCUGCUGUGCCCCAGCUCCCUGCCUGACUCUCAUCUGCACCCCAGUGAGCUGUGUGUCCAGCCCCUGCUGCACACCCUCAUGCUGCCAGCAGUCUAGCUGCCAGCCAGCUUGCUGCACCUGCUCCCCCUGCCAGCAGUCCUGCGGUGUGACCCUUUGCUGCAAGCCUGUCUGCUGUGUGCCGGUCUGCUGUGGUGCUUCCUCUUCAUGCUGCCAGCAGUCUAGCUGUGAGCCCUCUUGCUGCACCUCCUCCUCUUGCCAGCAGCCCUGCAGUGUGACCCUUUGCUGCAGGCCUGUGUGCUGCACACCCAUCUGCUCUGGCUCCUGCUGCCAGCAGUCUAGCUGCCAGUCCUCCUGCUGCCAGCCCUCCUGCUGUGCUCCUGUGUGCUGCAAGCCUGUGUGCUGCAAGCCCUGCUCCAGCCUGUCCCUGCUGUGCCGCCCUGUGUGCAGACCUGCCUGCUGUGUGCCCACCUCCUCCUGCUGUGCCUCCUCCUGCCAGCCCAGCUGCUGUCGCCCAGCCUCCUGUGUGUCCCUGCUGUGCCGCCCUGCCUGCUCCAGACAGGCCUGCUCAGGACAGAAGUCCACCUGCUGA
Molecule: messenger RNA, 768 nt
Organism: Rattus norvegicus (Norway rat)
Lineage: Eukaryota; Metazoa; Chordata; Mammalia; Rodentia; Muridae
Product: keratin-associated protein 10-11-like
Cellular component (GO): cytosol; keratin filament
Source: RefSeq, a predicted model, not a curated record